This is a messenger RNA of Pelobates fuscus (common spadefoot toad), 1304 nucleotides long. RefSeq names its product snail family transcriptional repressor 2 (gene SNAI2). The transcript has 3 exons. Gene Ontology annotation, biological process: regulation of DNA-templated transcription. Gene Ontology annotation, molecular function: RNA polymerase II cis-regulatory region sequence-specific DNA binding; DNA-binding transcription factor activity, RNA polymerase II-specific. NCBI's taxonomy places the organism in Eukaryota, Metazoa, Chordata, Amphibia, Anura, Pelobatidae. The coding region runs from base 174 to 974 and encodes 266 amino acids. The record is from RefSeq and is a predicted model, not a curated record.
CCUGACUAGUAGCUAUUUACAGCACUUUUCAAGCAGUCCCUUCAGUGUAUGGACUCAGUGAGCGCUCAGACAAUGCUGUAGGGAUCAGUGUGUGGGCAGGGAGGGAUUCGCUGGGCGCUCCUUAUUGGGAACCGUUAUUUAGCAGACAGCUAUAGUAACCCACAUUACUGAAAAUGCCACGAUCCUUCCUGGUCAAGAAACACUUCAACUUCUCCAAAAAGCCUAAUUAUGGGGAGCUGGACAAUCACACAGUGAUUAUUUCCCCCAUUCUGUAUGACAGAUACCCUGUAUCUAUCAUUCCCCAGACAGACAUUCUCAGCUCAGUUGCCUAUGGUCCUAUCACAGUCUGGAACAGCCUUCUUCCUCCCCCAUUGCCCCACGAUCUCUCACCUCUGUCGGGAUACCCUUCCUCUGUAGGACGUGUAAGCCCCCCACCUCAGUCAGACACUUCUUCAAAAGACCACAGCGGUUCAGAAAGUCCAAUCAGCGAUGAAGAGGAACGACUUCAGUCCAAACUGUCUGACUCUCAUUCUAUUGAAGGGGAGAAGUUCCAAUGCAGUUUGUGCAGUAAGACAUACUCCACUUUCUCUGGGUUGGCAAAACACAAGCAACUGCACUGUGAUAUUCAGUCUAGGAAAUCCUUCAGCUGCAAAUACUGUGAAAAGGAAUAUGUGAGCCUGGGAGCACUGAAAAUGCACAUUAGGACACACACAUUACCCUGUGUGUGCAAAAUCUGUGGAAAGGCUUUCUCCAGACCCUGGCUACUGCAAGGACAUAUCAGGACUCAUACAGGAGAAAAGCCAUUUUCAUGUCCACAUUGCAAUCGAGCAUUUGCAGACCGGUCCAAUUUAAGAGCCCACCUCCAAACACAUUCUGAUGUAAAGAAAUACCAAUGCAAGACCUGUUCCAAAACUUUCUCCAGAAUGUCCCUUCUUCACAAGCAUGAGGAGUCAGGCUGCUGUGUAGCACACUGACAGUGCCACUCCAGUCAACACAUGUUUACCAGGACCAAACUAGCUUAUUCAGAGUUCCCUGUUCUGAAGACACAAUGCAAACCCACAUGGUAUUUCCUCCACAGGCUUCUAACCAAAGAAAAAUCUAUGCAAUAUGUACCAACACCAGCUUACCUUUGUGAAACAACAUGGAUUUAAAGAUUUCAAUACCAAAUAAAGCAUUUCAAGAUGCCAGAGGGUGAGGGGGAUGACCAUGUGUUUUCUGACUUUACCAAAUAACUAGAUGAGAAACAUAUUUCUUUUCUUGCCUCUAUCAUUUCAACCACAAAGUGUUUGUGGGUUUUUUUUUUU